AUGGCUACAGAAGAUAGUGCGGUAGACGGGAAAGAGAAUGAACAUGAGGAGCAACAGGAACAGCAACAAGAACCUCAACAGGCUGAAGAACACAAGGGUGCUGGCGAUUCAAUCGUCGGUCUACCGCAGGAGUUGCUGCUUCGUCAUCCACUACAGUCGAGAUGGGCCCUGUGGUACUUGAAAGCUGAUCGAAAUAAAGAAUGGGAGGAUUGUCUUAAGAUGGUAUCGCUCUUUGACACUGUGGAGGAUUUUUGGGCGCUCUAUAAUCACAUACAGACAGCAAGUGGUCUCAACUGGGGCUCUGAUUACUACCUGUUCAAAGAGGGAAUCAAGCCUAUGUGGGAAGAUGAUAGCAACGUAAAAGGAGGUCGGUGGUUAGUUGUUGUAGAUAAACAGCGUCGCGCGCAGCUUCUAGAUCACUACUGGUUGGAGCUUUUAAUGGCAAUCAUCGGGGAACAGUUUGAAGAUUUGGGAGAGUACAUCUGUGGCGCUGUGGUAAACGUACGGCAGAAAGGAGACAAGGUGUCACUAUGGACUCGUGAUGCUACUCGCGACGAUGUGAACACCCGGAUUGGGCUAGUGCUCAAGGCGAAGCUAGAUAUCCCGGACUCGGAGCCGCUUAGAUAUGAGGUGCACAAGGAUUCGUCCGUCCGUACUUCAUCGAUGGUGAAGCCAAGAAUCAUGAUUCCGAACAAAGAAGGGGCCGCUGCUGCGGCACGUUAG
Messenger RNA from Necator americanus (New World hookworm), 723 nucleotides. RefSeq lists its product as uncharacterized. Gene Ontology annotation, cellular component: cytoplasm; eukaryotic translation initiation factor 4F complex. The record is from RefSeq and is a predicted model, not a curated record. Gene Ontology annotation, biological process: translational initiation. The coding region runs from base 1 to 723 and encodes 240 amino acids. The transcript is spliced from 7 exons. Lineage: Eukaryota; Metazoa; Nematoda; Chromadorea; Rhabditida; Ancylostomatidae. Gene Ontology annotation, molecular function: RNA 7-methylguanosine cap binding; translation initiation factor activity.